AUGACUUGCUGCAUUCUAGAAAGUACAUCAGUUGAUCCAACAACUCUCACCAAGAAUAUUGAGCACAUCUGGAAAACAUUUCUGGGCUCUGUUUCCUCCAGUGUAGCUGACUACCUGAGUGUUGAACAUCUGGGAAUUAUUCUGCACAAGCUGGCUUUAUCAUGUGACCAGUAUGUACAUCGCAAACUUCCUGUUCAGCUUAAACCAAGAACACCAAACUUGAUUGUUUGCCAAAAUAGUGAUGUGCUGAAUGCAGUUCUUUAUAUGUACAUGGAAGACUCCAAUCAGCCAUUGCCUCGACCCGAUGAGGUUUUGUUGUGCACACCAGAAACUACUUUCGAUGAGGUUGACAUUUUCCUAAGACGAGCAUUUUUCAGCUCACUGGGGAAAAUCCAUUGUUUGGCAUAUGCUGAUCUCUUGCGAUAUGAAACUGAGGAAAAGGUUGAAAAGAAGUUUAUUGACUACAUUAAUGUCGCAAAUGGGGUGCAGAAAGUAAUUGCCAGCUCGCCAAAUGAGAGUAAAAAUUCUCACGGACGAGUUAAAAAAUACAACUACCAGUUUGACGAGCGAUCUAUCUUUUUCUGA
Gigantopelta aegis is the source of this 585-nucleotide messenger RNA. RefSeq names its product E3 ubiquitin-protein ligase RNF213-like. Gene Ontology annotation, molecular function: ATP hydrolysis activity; ubiquitin-protein transferase activity. The transcript is spliced from 6 exons. Bases 1 to 585 code for a protein of 194 amino acids. Lineage: Eukaryota; Metazoa; Mollusca; Gastropoda; Neomphalida; Peltospiridae. The record is from RefSeq and is a predicted model, not a curated record.